CGGGAUUCCUUCCAUUCCGCGUCUACAUGGAAUGAUUUUUGUCUUUACUGUCCUGCGACCACUUUGGAAAAUAAUUAUAUACAUACUUAAAAAAAUAAUCAAAUAUCUGCUUUAAAAGUUAGAAACUGUGGACGUGCAGCCGUAAAACUUAGUGUGUUAUUUUUAAUAAAUAUAUCUAAAAUCUUUAACCCUAGGAGGAGGAAAGACGGAGUAUUCUGCGUGUGGUUUGCAUUCAUGAUCCGCUUCCUUAGAGCCUUUAUUUAACCGAAAUGAAAAGAAACGGCGCGUACAGGUUUCUGUCCGUGUUCUCCUGUUUCAUCGUUUGCGCUUUUUUGUUUUUGUUCUGGUCUUUCGUGUUUUACUCUAUGAUGCGGGCGCCGUAAAAAGAUUAAUGCUAAGCUAAAAGGGGGUAUGCUACCUUCCCACAAUCCUUUGCUCUGUUGACAAUUUCCACGAUCACAUGAUCAACUCCACCAGGAAGUAGCCGUUGAGGAGCUUGUUUCUUUUUUUGCUGAGUGAUUGAAGUUACCAUGACGUCAGACAUCAGUGGAGCGCCACCAUCCGCUGCAGAUCUCAAGCUGCAGUUUGCACCCUUCAGCAGCGCUUUGGAGGCCGGCUUCUGGCAUCAGCUCACUCAAAAGAAACUUAAUGACUACAAAUUGGAUGAAAGCCCUAAAUGCAUCAAAGGAUAUUACUAUAACGGUGACCCUGUUGGCUUACCCACUCGCUUGACUCUGGAGUUCAGCGCGUUUGAUGUUGAUGCUGUAACACCAGCUCGCUGCUGUCCAGCUGUUGGGACUCUGUACAACACCAACACACUUGAUGCCUUUAAAAACAUCGAUAAGAGAGCUCUGCUGGAGAAAGAGGCAAAAGAGAUGUGGAACGCUAUAUGUUCUGGAGCUGCAUUAAAGGAACAAUCUCUCCUCAGCAGAUUUAUUUUACUGACCUUUGCGGACCUGAAAAAAUAUCAUUUUUACUACUGGUUCUGCUUCCCUGCUCUUUGUUUCCCCGAGGGAAUAAAGAUAAUCCAGCAACCUUCCCUCCUGGAGGCCGUGUUCUCACCAAAACAGGUUAUAGCACUGCAGGAGGCCUAUGAUGACCUGUGUGUCACUAAAGGCAAUACUGCGGUUCCAUAUUUCCUGAUAAAGUACACUGAUCACACUGUUCAGAUGGCUCCACUUGAAGACUGGGAGAGCUUUUUCACUAUGACGAAGAAGGUUACUGUGGGCUUCUAUGAUCCGUGUACUCUGUCUCAACAUCCUGGCUGGCCUCUGAGGAAUCUGUUGGCUCUCUUGGCUAACCAAUGGGGUUCAAAGCUGGACGUGGUAGAGGUGCUGUGUUUCCGAGACAGAACCCUGCAGGGAAGCCGCUCCAUUCAGCACAGCGUCGUGUUCCAGAUCAAGUUACCUGGACUCUCCAGCAAUUCCGGUUGUCCUAAAAGUGUUGGUUGGGAAAAAAAUGCAAAGGGAGCCAUGGGACCCAGGAUGGUCAACCUGAGCGAGUGCAUGGACCCCAAAAGGCUUGCAGAGUCAUCAGUGGACCUGAACCUGAAGCUGAUGAGGUGGAGGCUGGUUCCUUCCCUGGACCUGGACAAAGUGGUCAGCACCAAGUGUCUCCUUCUAGGUGCUGGGACAUUGGGCUGCAAUGUAGCCCGCACUCUGAUGGGAUGGGGCGUGAGACACAUCACAUUUGUGGACAACGCAAAGAUCUCCUACUCCAAUCCUGUCCGCCAGCCGCUGUACGAGUUUGAGGAUUGUCUUGGAGGAGGAAAGUCCAAAGCCACCGCAGCAGCUGAGCGUCUUUCCAAAAUCUUUCCCGGUGUUAAUGCAAAGGGUUACAAUAUGAGCAUCCCGAUGCCCGGCCACCCAGUGAAUUUCUCACAGGCCACUCUUUCUCUGGCCCAAAUGGAUGUGGAGCAGCUGGAGAAACUCAUUUCAGAGCAUGAUGUAGUUUUCUUGCUUAUGGACACCAGGGAGAGCCGAUGGCUGCCUACAGUGAUCGCCGCCAGCAAGAGGAAGCUGGUGGUGAACGCUGCUCUGGGCUUUGACACUUUUGUUGUGAUGCGUCACGGUCUGAAGAAGCCUCCUGCCAGUCGAGGUGUCGACUCCUCCCCUUCCUGCUCGUCUGCUUCUUCGUCACCGUCCACGCCAGCUGGUUCAGCUCCCAGCGUCCCAGGCUCCUCCCUCUUCUCCAACAUCCCAGGAGACAAGCUGGGAUGUUACUUCUGCAAUGAUGUUGUGGCACCAGGAGACUCUACUCGGGAUCGAACCCUGGAUCAGCAGUGCACAGUCAGCAGACCAGGCCUGGCCAUGAUAGCUGGAGCUUUGGCUGUGGAGCUCAUGGUGUCCAUGUUACAGCACAGUGAAGGGGGAUAUGCAGUGGCCAGCAGCAGUGAUGACCGAAUGAAUGAACCUCCCACAUCGCUGGGUCUGGUGCCACAUCAGAUUCGAGGCUUUCUUUCAAGAUUUGACAAUGUCCUGCCUGCCAGCCUGGCCUUUGACAAAUGCACCGCCUGCUCACCCAUCGUCUUGGACAACUAUGAGAAGGAAGGUUUCGACUUUCUGUCCAAGGUUUUUAAUUCAUCCCAUUCGUUUCUAGAAGACUUGACAGGCCUUACUCUGUUGCAUCAAGAGACACAAGCUGCAGAGAUUUGGGAUAUGAGCGACGAUGAGAGCAUCUGACGGACGGCGGUGUGAAAACAUCAACCAGAGGAUCUCCACUUCACUUUUUUGCUAUUUUUCCUGAAUGAAUGUCUUUUAUUUUUUACUAAUAAAGUUCUUCUUUACAUGAGUUGCUCUAUCAGCCACUUUAAUGUAAAAAAAAAAAAUGAGUCGUAACCCUUCCAUACUUUAGCAGAGUUCACUCACGAGACUUUUGGGUCCAAAUCUCCCAAAAAUACUUGUGUUGAAGAUGUUGUGCCCUCACAAUAAGAGUUUGUCAUCAGAAAGUUUCCUGCAGACUGUUAUGUAUGUGGAAUUCUAUCUGCGAUCAUUCCUGUAAAACCAUUUGUACCGAAUUGGAAUUCAUGAACUUUAGUGCGUUGGAUGGUUUGUGUCUUUUCAAUGUUCUUGUUUAAGGUUUACCGUGUAAUGGCGUGUCCAUUUCUCAGUGUUUAUAUGCAGAAGCAACAGUAAAGAGAGAUUUAAACCAUG
Molecule: messenger RNA, 3152 nt
Organism: Oryzias latipes (Japanese medaka)
Lineage: Eukaryota; Metazoa; Chordata; Actinopteri; Beloniformes; Adrianichthyidae
Gene: atg7
Product: ATG7 autophagy related 7 homolog (S. cerevisiae)
Biological process (GO): autophagy of mitochondrion; cellular response to nitrogen starvation; autophagosome assembly
Cellular component (GO): phagophore assembly site; cytoplasm
Molecular function (GO): Atg12 activating enzyme activity; Atg8 activating enzyme activity
Source: RefSeq, a predicted model, not a curated record